UCUGAAAAACAUCAACCAUAAUUUACCAUUUUCCACGUCACAUUCUGCUCAAAUUCGUUUCACUCAAAUAUUUUUAUCAUCAUAUCCUCAAUUUAUUAUUAUUUUUUUACUAAAAAAUAAAAUAAAAAGUUCUUGGAUAAACCUAUACUUAUACCCAACAGCUUUUGGACCCGCCUCUUCAUCUUCAACCUUCGUUUUUCUGUCCUCCUUUCUUUGAAAUUUCCAAUUUCUACCAAAAAUUCUCAGCUUUUUCUUUUCCCAUUGAUUUUUUCUUUUGAAUUUUGAAUGAUCCAAUAUUCUUGAGAGAAAAAAAAAAGUCUAAGAAAAAUUAGUAGACCUUUAAUUUGUUCCAUUAUUGCACUUUUUGAUCCAAAAGUUCAAGUGGGUCUAACCUUGAAUACCAAAAAAAUCCGAUAAAAGUAACACAAUUUUUUUUCUUGAAUUCUUCAAAAAAAAAAGUAAAAAAAAAUGGCAUCUUCUUCUUGUUCAUUGAAACCUGGUUUAUCUGUUUCUGGUUUUACUGGAAAAACUAUUGCUAAACCCAAAACCACUCAGCAAAAUCCUCAAAUUCAUGACUUCAAAACCACCCAAAAUUUCCCAGAUUUGAGUUGUCAAUUUCUAGGAAAAUCCCUCAUCAUCUCAGAAAAAAAGAAUCAACCACUCUCCCCUGCAAAAUUCUCUGUUCAGGCACAAACAUCAUAUUGUGUAAGCAAAGCAAUGAGAUGGUGGGAGAAGACAUUAAAGCCUAAUAUGAUAGAGAUCCAUUCAGCUCAACACCUUGUUGAUGAACUACAUUCUGCUGGUGAUAGUCUUGUUAUUGUUGAUUUUUACUCUCCUGGUUGUGGUGGUUGCAAAUCACUCCAUCCCAAGAUAUGUCAAUUGGCUGAGUCAAAUCCAGAUGCAAUUUUCCUGAAAGUUAAUUAUGAGGAGCUGAAACCAAUGUGUCAUGCAUUGAAUAUUCAUGUUCUACCUUUCUUUAGGUUUUACAGAGGGGCUGAAGGCCGUGUUUGCAGUUUCAGCUGUACCAUUUCAACUAUUAAGAAAUUUAAAGAUGCGUUGGCUAAGCACAAUACAGAAAGGUAUUGUAGCCUUGGUGAAGCAAAGGGGCUAGAGGAAUCUGAGAUGAUUAAAUUGGCAUCUAUUGGUGAAUUAUCUCUAAAUUCGCCCAUACCGACGUUGGCUAAUAAUGGAUUAUUAGAAGAACUUGUUUUAGAGAAGAUGGAUUUCUCUAAUCCAUUGAAUGUCACACCAAAUAAUGCAAUGUUGGUUACAUAAUUAUUUUUUUAGCUUAAGUUUAUUUUAUUUUUCUUACUUUUUUUAGUUGUAAAUAUUUGUUGGUUUUUUAUAAGUUGGGGGUUCUGGUUUUUUAUUGAUCCCUACAAGUUAGAUUCGAAUGAAAUUAUUUGUCAAUUGUAUUUUUUUUAAUGGAAUUUAUGAUCCAGAUGAAAUGAAAUGGAAAAAAAAAAACAGAUCUAAGAUCAUAUUUUAGGUACCAA
This is a messenger RNA of Spinacia oleracea (spinach), 1496 nucleotides long. RefSeq names its product thioredoxin-like 1-2, chloroplastic. The transcript is spliced from 4 exons. Gene Ontology annotation, biological process: cell redox homeostasis. Gene Ontology annotation, cellular component: chloroplast. Lineage: Eukaryota; Viridiplantae; Streptophyta; Magnoliopsida; Caryophyllales; Amaranthaceae. The record is from RefSeq and is a predicted model, not a curated record. The coding region runs from base 469 to 1275 and encodes 268 amino acids.